CAGAGCUUUAUAAGACUUCAAGAGCAGUGGCCGUCUCAGAUGCCUGUGUGUGUGUGGAAUGUGAGACAUUUGAGAGUGUGUGGUCAUAUUAUAUGUUGUGUGUGUGCAUGUGUAUAACACCACUGGAGUCUAGGAGUCUGUUUCUAUAUGAUGACCCCCGAGGGAAACCCCCUCUCUGCCUGUCUGGCUCUCUAUCACCUGUUCAAUCUGACCCUUAGUUUAUUACAUUUAAAGUGCACCAAGUAACCUAUUGCACUUAUUUUACCCGUAAAAAUGAGAUGAAGAAUACAGUUAUGGUGGCUGCCAAGAUGACCGGGGUGUGCUUCCCAAUAGCAAUUGCAUCAUUACCAUCAUAGUUCAACGCUGUUUCCUGAAAACAUAGUUGCAAUGAACAUUCAUAAAGGCCCCAAUAUACUCAAAGCGAAGUUCUUAUUUGUUCUUUGCUUAGGGGUAAGGUAAGUUCAAAGUAUUUGACCAGUGGUAUUGAUUUGAUUUAAUUUUGUAAUGUCACACCAGUUCAUUCUUUGGCUUUUCUUGAAGUAUAUCAGAGCCUUAAGCAGCAUCGCAAAGUUAUAAUCGCAGAUGUAUCAUUUCUUGUUAGUAUGUGGAUUGAAAUAGAUCAUGCUCUUGAGCAAAAUAAGCUGACAUGCAGUACAAUCUAUAGCUUUCAUUCCAUAUACAAAUUUCAUUCAGCAUCUUUUACUCUGUCAGUUGAAUGAAAGCACCAUUUUUGAAGAGUGUGCAUGUGUGUAUGUGAACCCUAGAGUAUGACAUAAGAGUGAACCCGCGAAUGAAUCAGAAAUCUGCAAAACAACAGAGAGUGCUCCUCAGAUUCCAUUUUCAUUAUUUACAACAACAAUCUGACAUUAAUUCGAUCUCAAGCCGAUUAUUUAGCAGAAGUUUUACUCCACCAUCUAUGUGAUGAUGUCUAACGUAAGUUCUAUUGUCGAUGGAGUGUGUUUCGCACAACAGAUGUGUCAUUAGAGUUUUAGGAAACAGUCAUGACUAGAUAGUUAAUUUCUCCAAUAAUGCAUUGUACAAUUAAUAAUAAUAUGAAUAUGCUUGUUAAUAGAGUAAAAUGGCAUUGGUAACAGAAAAAGUUGCAUGUGCUAUAUCCACGCCAGCAGGUGUCAGUAAAAACAAAGACUGUCACACAACUUCCAGUAGUUAGGGGUAUGUCUGCAAGAUGAAGUGACCCCAAAUAACAUGAUAUUUAGUCCCUGGAAUGCGAAUUUUACCAGGGGAGCCCCGCCUAAAUCACGGAUUUUACCCCCAGAACGCGAUUUUUACUGGGGAAACCAACCUGAAACGCAAAUGGGCUAGUUUUAAGUAUAUGGUCCGUUGCUGUCUUGACAGAGUGCAUGCGGAACAAAAUGGUGGCAAAGUUUCUGCGAGAGCGCCAGGAAAGUCUUAAACACUCCCUUCCUCUCGGCUCUUACCUGCUUAAACCUGUCCAGAGGAUCCUAAAGUACCAUCUACUACUGCAUGAGAUCGCCACUCAUCUGGAGAAGGAUUCAGAGAUGUAUGACGUGAUCCAGGAGGCGAUCGACACCAUGCAGAGGGUGGCCUGGCACAUCAAUGACAUGAAGAGAAAACACGAGCAUGCAGUGAGGCUGCAGGAGAUUCAGAGUUUGCUGACUAACUGGAAGGGCCCUGAUCUGAUUGGCUAUGGCGAGCUGGUUCUCGAGGGAACAUUCCGUAUCCAGAGAGCGAAAAAUGAGAGAACGCUCUUUCUGUUCGACAAACUUUUGCUGAUCACCAAGAAACGCGAGGAGACUUACACCUACAAGGCCCACAUCCUGUGCUGUAACCUAAUGUUGGUAGAAGUCAUUCCUAAAGAACCUCUAAGCUUCAGCGUGUUUCACUACAAGAACCCCAAACUUCAACACACUGUGCAGGCAAAGUCUCAGCAGGACAAGAGAAUGUGGGUCCUGCAUCUAAAACGACUGAUCCUUGAAAACCAUCCUGCCAAAAUACCGGCCAAGGCUAAGCAGGCCAUUCUGGAGAUGGAUACCGCAAACCACCCAAGUUUUAACUUCAACUCUGAUGACAAGAGAGUGAACACUAAAGAGGGUCCCUCGCCCCGGAGAGUACGCAGGAAGACAGAGCCCUUAUCUAAGUUAUUGAAAAACUCCAAACAUAUAAUAUCCAGUCCAGAUAUACAGAAGCGUUCUAGUUUUGGAGUCACUCUCCUGUCACCUGUGGCCCAUCUGGGUUCUAUUGGCCGAUCCCGUAGCCUUGUCAGCGAAUCACAGGAAUCUCUGGACCCUGGUGACCACAGUGAUGUAGACGAAGAGUUGCAUCCACAGGAUGCUGAUGAUGAGGAUGAUACUGGUUUGAGCUCUGGGGGCAAGCUGAGAGUGCCAGGGAAGGGUAGCCGGAAAAGACUAAACCAGCAAGUGUCGGUGGACAGCAUUGACCAGUGGAGAAACCACAACCUUACUCAUGCAGACCUCCAGACUGCUAAAGAGUCCCUGCAAAAUAAGGUUAUCACCCCCCCUAUCCUACGGGUGACUGCACCUCCUGAAACAGACAGAAAUGAACACAUGUCUAACAGGCUGGCAACUGGAGAGGAACCUUCUUUCCGCAACAUAUGGACAGAUCAUCGAGUCCGGAGGGCUAUGUUUCCCACUCGUCAAAAGAGUUUCCAAAUUGAUGAUGAUGAAGAAGACAUCUAUCAGAUGUUCCUGCCAACGGAGAAUGAUGUAAGCAGUCAUGAUGCUGAGAGUGACCAUGAAACUGCUGACCAUCCAGAAAGACCCUGUAGCUGGCAUGUUGAACAGAAUAAAACAUCACGCCUAGAUCUUCCUACAAGUGGGAAAAGAAUACUUCGCAGGGCCAGCAGUGUUGGAGAAAACCAGAGUGAGCAACUAAGUCCUACCAAGCGAGCCCUACAAGAGGAAGAGACCAACAACCAGACUGAGUCUUCAAGCAAUGAAAUCUCAGGGUCAUCAUCUGCCGAGCAGUUAACAAUCGAUGAUAUCGAGAAUGUUUAUGACAACAUUAGUUACGAGGAGCUCCAGGCCAUGGGGCUUAUCCGCAAGGAUCAAGUUAACCAUGCAGAGGUCAAAUCUAGGAUAGCUCCUCAAGUCAUCAUAACUCCAACUGAAACUGAGAGUUCAUGUGGGAGCAAUAGGUCUUCUGGUCAAGAGGGGGAGCCAUUUGAGACAUGUGAGCUGCAAAUUGUUGAGGAUGAGGAGAAUGUUUACGACACCAUUGUCUUUCAGGAGCCCCCAGUCCUUGCAACUGAGAUGGAUGGUGGAAAACCAGAGGGUUUGCAGACAUCUGAGGUAGAUCUCAUGACUAGCCAGAUUUUAAGAGGGUUUAUAUCUGAGGAAAAAAUCUGUCCCACAAAUAUGACAGAGGCGGAUCAGAACCACAUUCCCUCUGCUGCAAUUUCAGACCCUGAAACAUCUCAGCUUUCCACAGCUGAUCAUACAUUGGAGAAAGUGGAUGAGAUCUGGACGGAUUUGGAAAACUACAUCCGGAAAAAUGAAAAGAAACCAGACAGACUUCCAGCUGCAUUUCCUGUAAGCGGAACAGACAACGCAUGUAAAACACAUGACUCUCCCAAAAAAGGACAUGAUUCCUCACACAAAGCACAAGACUCUCCAAGAAAAACGCAUAACUCCCCAAGUAAAGUGAACAGGUUACAACAGAGAAGUAAUGAUUCCCAAUGUAAAGCACAAGAAUCUCCAAGCAAGAAAGCUAAUUCUGCACAAAAGUCAAGUGAUUCUUCAUGUAAAUUACCCUUAAAAACAACCCCUGUUGUUUGUGCUGCACCUGGAUCACCUAACCCACCCGCUAAUCCCCCUCCAGGUCUCCAGAUACCUAUCCUCAACAUUCCAGACCUCCCAGAAACUACAUUGGAUGAGAAAGACGGAGCGUUGUCUUCUCCUGUAGCCCCUUCCCUUCCUCUACCCCCUACCCCAGAGCCUCAACCUGGCACAGUGAAGAGCAUUCGCAAUAAACUGGCAAGAUUAAGCAGCGGAAGUUUCCGGAUGGAUGAUGAGGACAUCCCUCCACCGAAGGACACAGAGCUUCAUGCCCUGUUUAGUAGCAUGGACUCUGGCUCCUCCAGUCUGCUGCUGGGUGUGGAAGCUGGGGACCAGGUUCUUGAGCUUGGGGAGAGGGGCAAGAACAGAGUGUUCCUCAUGGCUAGGCAGUACAGUCAGAAGAUCAAAAAGGCCAACCAGUUACUGAAGAUGAAGAGCAUGGACCACGAACCCAGUUGUGCUAAGCUAAGGCUAAGCAAACAGAAGGACCUGGCAGCUAUACUGGAGGAGAAGAAACAAGGUGGCACUGCAAUAGGUGCAAGAAUAGCAGAGUACUCUCAUUUGUAUGAUCAGGUGGUUUUUAAGGGUUCUCCGACCACUACUCCAGUGCUGAAGUCAUCUAUCAGCCUUGCCGGCCCUCAUCCACUUUUCCCCAGCACCACUUCCUCCCCUUCCUUAUCUGAGAGCUCUACACAAGAGUCCGACUGGUUGAACAGCACGUACAGUAAUGGGGAACUUGCUGAUUUUGUGUCCUGGCCAGCAGUAUGCACUUCAACCCCACAGAGAGGACUGACUCCUGCAAGUUCUACCCCUGCUUUGAAGAACCUCCCGCCUACUCCUAGUACUCCACCCAAUCAGCGUUGGAGUGCUUGUGUGACAACAAGUAAAGAUGACUCUGAUCACAUUUACACUUCAAUUGGACCACGAAACACUAAGGUGCCAUCCUAUAAUCGCUGCCAGUCCUCAUCUUCAUUGAUAGACCAGACUGGAACAGAAAAUGGCAGGGGUCAGUGUAAUCGGGAAGUGGACGGCAAAGAGUCAAGGACACAGGUGCCUCGACAGCACAGCCUCCCAGAAUGCCCAGUCCAGGGGACUUCAGACCUCUCAGCACCAUGUGAUAUCACACUGCGGGACUCACAACAAAUACUUGUGCUGAACAGAAAUGUGCCACUGAAUGCGCAAAGUGCCACUGAGAAUUAUCUGGCCAACUUUAAAGACACUGGAGAUGAUGAUGACGAUUAUGUAGAGAUCCGUUCUGAAGAUGAGGGUGAAGAAAAGAAGCAAGAAAUAGCUAUGCCACACAGUCUGUCGGAAACCGCAGUAAAGUACUGCAGCCCUCCUCAAGGCAACAUGCAAACCCUCGUAAAAGAACAGCAGGCUUCCACUAACCCUGAUAUGGCUCUGCAGGGAUACUUGUGGAAUGAUCCGGAUUGCAGCCAGCAAGAUGUAAAUCAGCCCACUAUUGUCCAGUCACUGAGGGAAAAGUUCCAGUGUCUCAGCUCAAGCAGUUUUGCAUAGGAGGCAGGAAUGAUGGACACAUGUCACAUGCUUAGCUCAUACAAGGAGGAAAUGAGACACAACAAACUUAAACGUCUACAUGGAACAUGUUACACAACUUAAAGACACAACACAAAGCACAUGAUAUACAACAUUUUAACAUUGUGCUUUACAGUACACUCAACAACACCAUACAAUUUGUAAAUUAUGGAUUCAAGCGUUAGCUACUUUGCUCAUCUCUCACCACACUCACACAGUAAGAUACAGAUCUAAGCAGGAACACUGUACACAACAUCUUUCGAAUUAUAUCUUUCUUUUCCUUAACAUUAAGACCCAAGAAUUAUGUCAAAUGACUUAGGUCAUGGUACAGGUAAGAUCAUGGUUCUAAGUUUUACAAAGUUUCAAAGGGAACUGUAAUUCAGAAAAGAAAGAAAAUGAAAGAAGAACACUAGCUACAUAGGCUUGAAUCGUAGACACAACUUAAACUUAUUUCUCUCUUAAAAUGUUACAAUAUUCUCAAACUACUGGUUAUAAUAUUCUAGAACAUGUACAUAAAUGUUUCCAUACAAGCUUUAAGAUAAUGCGCACAUGCCUGGUGAUGUUAAUUAAAUUAUCUGCCAUAAUUUCUGUGUAAACAUGUCGACAGUUCCUUAAGCCAAUAAUUAAAUAUUUUCCUUUUAAUUGUGUAGACAUUAGUAAAUUUGGUUAUGUAGGUGGUUUCAUCUACAGGAAACUAUGCUAACAUCAGCCAAUGGCCAUUCAGUGUGUAAUUUGUAAUAUUUGCAUGCCACAUUUUCUCCAGGCCAAGAAUACAUAGAAUCAAUAUAUAUUUUACUAUGCUGUACAUUAGAUAUAGAUAUAGAUUUAUCAGACUGGAAAGUCAUAAGUAUAUUUAAAAGGUGGUCAAGUUUUGCUAAAAUCCUAGUUACAAUCAACCAUGUCUCAGAAAUUAGCAUAAUAUCAGUAAAUAUGAAGUAAAAUUGCAAUAAUGUUUUUAGAUUUAAUUUAAUUUAGCAUCAUGACAGGUCCACUACUAGAAUAUCGGCAAAAAAACACAGGAAAGUAUAAUUUAUAGUGUUAAUUUUAGAUUAAUCUGUUCAGGGGACCAUGUUGCAGAAUGAGGAGUUUGAGGUGUCAGAAACGUACUGUAAUUUGAUGUAAAUUUGAGUUUAAUACUAUGUGUUAUCUGAUCAUUUAAUUGUUUAGUGUUUAAAAUAUUCAGCAUUGGCUGUCCCCACCCUGUCUCCGCAUUCAAACUACACACUGUCUGUCACCCCAAAGAUUUUGAUAUUUUUAUUAGUGAUUUUCACAGCACAUUUCAGUUUAUUUUUCAUAUUUAUUUCUGGGUAAAUUUUAUGUACUUCAGCCCCCCCCCCCACCGCAUUUUCAAAUUUCGCUUUCGAUUUGAUGAAACAAUAUUUAUUAUAUGUUUCGACUGGUUGUUCAGCAAGUAUGGUUUUUGAAAAAAAAAAAAAGUUUAUAAUGUGUAGCUCUGUUGUUGUAUGACCAUUGUUCAUGUUCAAAAUGUUACCUUACAAAAUGUUACAAGAAUCCUCCUGAAACCAGGAGUAAAUGAUAUAAAUAAAAGUACCAGUGUAAAUAAACUGAAUUUAAAUAUGGAUGGAAGAUUUGAAUGAAGUAUGUUUAUAUAGUUUUUUUUCUUUUUAUUUAGUUGUACAUUUCGUUCACUGGUGGGGACUGUUAUCCAUUGGAAUUGUUACUUUUGCACUUUUCCUCCUUUUAAACAUUCUGUUUGUAAAGAUGUACAUAUUUAUGAAUGUUGCCAUUUACCUAUUUUCAUGAUCUUAAUUUAAUUUUUUGACAUUUGUUUUGUUUUUAUAACUGCCCUGUAGUAACUGGUCGAAGAUGUAUUGUAGGCAACAAAUAAACCUUCAAUUAAAACAAAA
Megalobrama amblycephala (Wuchang bream) is the source of this 7180-nucleotide messenger RNA. Its product is annotated as pleckstrin homology domain-containing family G member 1. Bases 1362 to 5294 code for a protein of 1310 amino acids. Gene Ontology annotation, molecular function: guanyl-nucleotide exchange factor activity. The record is from RefSeq and is a predicted model, not a curated record. The transcript has 14 exons. Lineage: Eukaryota; Metazoa; Chordata; Actinopteri; Cypriniformes; Xenocyprididae.